Messenger RNA from Arachis ipaensis, 1389 nucleotides. RefSeq lists its product as uncharacterized. The record is from RefSeq and is a predicted model, not a curated record. NCBI's taxonomy places the organism in Eukaryota, Viridiplantae, Streptophyta, Magnoliopsida, Fabales, Fabaceae. Gene Ontology annotation, molecular function: RNA-DNA hybrid ribonuclease activity; nucleic acid binding.
AUGAUAACCCAAAGGGGAGUGGAAGCCAACCCCGAAAAGUGCCAAGCGAUACUCCAGAUGAGGAGCCCGGGUUUCAUCAAAGACGUUCAGCAGCUGGCGGGAAGGCUCACCGCAUUGUCCCGAUUCCUCGGCGCAUCGGCAGCAAAGGCCCUACCCUUCUUCAACUUGAUAAAGAAGGGAAUAGCGUUUGAAUGGACUCCGGCAUGCGAGGAGGCAUUCAACCACUUCAAAGAAAUCCUAGCAGCACCACCUGUGCUCAGGAAACCCAGAGCCGGGGAACCACUCUACCUAUACCUAGCCAUAACAGAAGGAGCGCUUGCAGGGGUGCUGGUGCAAGAAGAAGGGAAGGCCCAGCAACCGAUUUACUUCGUGAGUAGAGCGCUGCAAGGGGCAGAACUUAGGUACAGGAAGCUAGAGAAACUGGCACUAGCGCUCUUGAUCUCUUCCCGCAGACUACGACAAUACUUCCAGGGUCACCAGGUGGUCGUGAGAACGGACCAGGGGAUCUGCCAGGUGCUCCCAAAACCUAAUUUGGCGGGGAGGAUGAUGACCUGGGCCAUCGAGCUGUCCCAAUACGAUCUGAGCUACGAACCCCGACACGCGAUUAAGGCACAAGCAAUGGCGAACUUCCUAGUGGAAGUGAUCGGAAAUCCAACCGAGGACACGGGCACACGGUGGAAACUCCAUGUGGACGGAGCUUCCAACCAGACGUCUGGAGGUCCUGGGAUCAUCCUAGAAAGCCCGGACGGAGUCAUUUACGAACAAUCGGUUAAGUUCGAGUUUCCCAUAUCAAACAACCAAGCAGAAUACGAAGCCCUUCUAGGGGGAUUGGUUCUAGCUCAGGAAUUCGGGGCCACAAGGUUAGAAGUAUGCAGCGACUCGCAGGUCGUCACCGUGCAAGUAAAUGGAAGCUACCAAGCCAGAGACUCGCUGCUGCAAAAAUACUUGAAAAGGGUCAAAGAGCUGAGCAAACAAUUUGAGGAGGUUACGGUCCAACACGUCCCAAGGGAAAGGAACACACGAGCAGACCUCCUAUCUAAGUUGGUAAGCACAAAACCUAGAACCGGCAACCACUCCCUCAUUCAAGGCAUCACGAAAGAGCCCGCAGUUGCUCUACACCUGACCAAGAUGAGCCCCUCUUGGAUGGACCCCAUCACCGAUUUCUUGAAAAACGGCAAACUCCCUGGGGAUGGGAAGGAAGCCAAAGCGUUGAGAAGGGAGGCUGCCAAGUAUACGGUCAUACAGGACCAGCUAUUCAAAAAGGGACUCAGCCAACCUUUGCUGAAGUGCCUACACCCCGACCAGACAGACUACGUGCUCAGAGAAGUCCACGAGGGAUGCUGCGGCCACCAUAUCGGGGGUAAAGCCCUGGCCGUCAAUGAUGAAUGA